AUGUCCCCCUUUGAGAACGGCGGUCGAGUCCCAUGCCCUCGUUAUAUAGACUUAUAAACUCUUUCUCUUGGUCUCACUACACACCUCUUUCUCCGUUCAUCUCCGGCCGGCCAUUUGCCUGACGAAGAAGAAGAAGAAGAAGAGCAGUUACAGUCUUACAGAGAGAGCUGCCAUGGGGACGCAGGCGGAGGAGAACCACUCGUCGCCGGCCAAGGAUGUCCGGACAGAGCAGGAGAAGAAGAUCGACGACUGGCUGCCAAUCACGUCGUCGAGGAACGCCAAAUGGUGGUACUCUGCCUUCCACAAUGUCACCGCCAUGGUCGGCGCCGGUGUGCUCAGCCUCCCCUACGCCAUGUCCGAGCUCGGCUGGGGCCCCGGCAUCGCGGUGCUGGUGAUCUCAUGGGUGAUCACGCUCUACACGCUAUGGCAGAUGGUGGAGAUGCACGAGAUGGUGCCCGGGAAGCGGUUCGACCGGUACCACGAGCUCGGGCAGCACGCCUUCGGCGAGAAGCUCGGGCUCUGGAUCGUCGUGCCGCAACAGCUCAUCGUCGAGGUCGGUGUCAACAUCGUCUACAUGGUCACCGGAGGCAAGUCACUCAAGAAGUUCCAUGACGUGAUCUGUGAUGGCAAGUGCAAGGACAUCAAGCUCACCUACUUCAUCAUGAUCUUCGCCUCGGUGCACUUCGUGCUCUCCCAGCUCCCCAACCUCAACUCCAUCUCCGGGGUCUCCCUCGCCGCCGCCGUCAUGUCGCUCUCUUACUCCACCAUCGCUUGGGGUGCCUCCGUCGACAAGGGGCAGGUCGCCAACGUCGACUAUUCGAUCCGUGCCACCACGACACCCGGGAAGGUGUUUGGGUUCUUUGGGGCGCUUGGUGACGUGGCGUUUGCCUAUGCUGGACACAAUGUGGUGCUGGAGAUCCAGGCCACCAUCCCGUCCACGCCGGAGAAGCCGUCCAAGAAGCCCAUGUGGAAGGGUGUCGUCGUCGCCUACAUCGUCGUCGCCAUCUGCUACUUCCCCGUCGCGCUCAUCGGAUACUGGGCUUUUGGCAAUGGUGUUGAUGACAACAUCCUUAUCACCCUCUCCAAGCCCAAGUGGCUCAUCGCCCUCGCCAACAUGAUGGUCGUCAUCCACGUCAUUGGAAGCUACCAGAUUUACGCGAUGCCGGUGUUCGACAUGAUUGAGACGGUGCUGGUGAAGAAACUGCAUUUCCCUCCAGGCCUGACGCUCCGUCUCAUUGCCCGGACACUCUAUGUUGCGUUGACAAUGUUCAUCGCCAUCACCUUCCCCUUCUUCGGCGGCCUGCUCGGCUUCUUCGGUGGCUUUGCCUUCGCCCCGACGACAUACUUCCUUCCCUGCAUCAUGUGGCUUGCCAUCUACAAGCCCAAGAGAUUCAGCCUCUCAUGGUUCACCAACUGGGUGUGCAUCAUCCUGGGGCUGUGCCUGAUGAUCCUGUCGCCCAUCGGAGGGCUGAGGCAGAUCAUCAUGGACUCCAAGACAUACAAGUUCUACUCAUAGAUCACUCUCAUUAUCUACCACUCAUCAUCCCCAUCAUGAUCCGUGGAUUCUGGCAGCGUCUACGACCAACUUUAUUUUUGUCUUGUAAAACAAAAACAAUGGAAGAAACGUAGUACUACCACGGAUUUGUUAAUUACAGAAGAUGAUGGAUGGCGAGUGGAUGGAUGGUCAGAGAUGUUGUUGCCAUGCAUGUGCUGUUAAACAUGGCUUAUAGUUGACAAAAGCAAAACGGCGUUGUGUUUUGGGGGUUAAUCAUACGUGAUAUACAUAUGGUGUCUGUGGAUUUGGAUCUUGUUUCUUUCUCUGUAUUUGUAGGAUGGAUGAACUUAAGUAGUUGGCUUCGCGCUUGUGUGUGUUGUGCAGAAAAGAGAAUGAAUGGACCAUGGUUUUCUCUAAUCAAAUCCUUAAUUUUCAAA
This is a messenger RNA of Brachypodium distachyon (stiff brome), 1932 nucleotides long. RefSeq names its product lysine histidine transporter 1. The record is from RefSeq and is a predicted model, not a curated record. Bases 173 to 1516 code for a protein of 447 amino acids. NCBI's taxonomy places the organism in Eukaryota, Viridiplantae, Streptophyta, Magnoliopsida, Poales, Poaceae. Gene Ontology annotation, cellular component: plasma membrane. The transcript has 7 exons.